This is a messenger RNA of Dioscorea cayenensis subsp. rotundata (Guinea yam), 4762 nucleotides long. RefSeq lists its product as uncharacterized. The record is from RefSeq and is a predicted model, not a curated record. NCBI's taxonomy places the organism in Eukaryota, Viridiplantae, Streptophyta, Magnoliopsida, Dioscoreales, Dioscoreaceae.
AUCGUGUUCUUUCUUUUUACUCAGAACGCGAAAAGAGAGAGAAAGAGAGGAAGAGGGAGUGAAGGGCGCAUGGCGGCUCGUCGCCGACGCUGAUCUCUUGCCAUUGUUCGUCUUCUUAGCUGAUGGUUUUCUAGAUUGAUUUAGAAUCCCUUGCUGUUGUUCUCAAUCCUACAGUUUUUGUGGUGAUUUUGGGCUUUCCGGCGAUCCUAGGGUUGGGGUAUUUGGCUCUGGCUGUGGCUUUUGGUGGGUGGAUCUUGAAGCGGCGUUGGAUUUGAUCAAUUGGGUGUGGGAGAAGGUGAGAUUAGUGUUUUGGUUUGGAAAGGGUGUGUUUUUGGUUGGUUCCGAUCUGAAGUUUGGGAUUAGGGUUUGUAGGUUUGUUCGAGAUGGCGCGGAGUUCUCGGCACAAGUCUCAUAGGCAGCAUAGGGAUCGGUCGUCGAGGGAGGGGAGGGAUCGGUCGGAGUCGGAAGAGGAGGAGAGGGAUUCGAGGGUGGAGGAGGUGGUUGUGGCAUCGAAAACUAGGGUUUCGAGGGAUUCGGAGGCGGGGAAGAGGAAGUCGUCGGGUAGGGAUUUAACUGGGCCUGGUGAUGAUGAGUUUAUUGAAGAGCAUGGGAGGAAGCGGAAGGAGAGAGGGGAUGAUUCAGGGCGGUGGAAUGGUGGGGAUGAGGAUGAUGGGAUGGUUGAUAAGGUUUUACAGAAUGAGGAGAUUGGGGAUUUGGAACGGGAGAAGACUGCAAAAUCGACUGUUUUGCUUGUUGAUUCAGCAAGCAAGUCUAGCAGAAGGGUUGAAGGCUCGGUGGAGAGGAAUGAGGAUAGUAGUGGGAGAAGGCGGCCAGAGAAGGAUUUAAGCCGGAGGGAGAGUAGUAGCCAGCAUAGAGAGACAAAGGAGAAGGGAAAGGAGCGGAGGCCGGAUGAGGAUUUGAGCAGGAGAGGCAGUAGCAGCCAUUAUAAGGAUGCAAAAGAAAGGGAUAGUGAGAGGAGGUCAGCUGAUGAUUCUAGCCGCAGAGAGAGCAGCAGUCAUUACAAAAAGGAUGGGAAGGAGAGGGAUAAAGACCAGAGGUCUGAGGAGGAUAUGAGCUGGAGAGAAAGUAUCAAUCAAUAUAAAGAUUCAAAGGAUAGGGACAGAGAGCGGAGAUCAGAGAGAGAUAGUAAAAAGGCUCCAGAUACUGGGCAUGAGAAAUACGAUGACGUGGCUAAUAGGAAACAGAGUAAUACCAAAGAGAAGCAGAAGGAUAAUGAUGAUUCUGAAUGGCAGAUAAGAGAUGAUUUGCAGAACCCUGAGUUAGAAAAGGACCUUGAGAAACGUAGACGGAGGAGAGAUGGCUCUGGGGAUAAAGAAAAAUGGAUUGGUGAUGAUAGAGAUAAUGAUGAUAGGCGACUUUUUUCUAAAGAUGAACAACUUUCUUCGAGAGAUGAUCGGACGAAAAAUGGAAGCUAUAAAGAUGAAAGGCACCGAGAUAGGCAUCGGGGUGACUAUGAUAGAGACCAUAGACGCCAUGAUGACAAGUACCGAGAUGAACAUUCAUCAAGGAGUCAUCCUAGAGAUAGAUCUGAGAGCAAGCACCUUAGGGAGGAUAAGGUUUUAGAAGGUCAGUACAAGAAAAGUAAGCUUCAGAACAGCGAUCUUGAUGGAAGUUCGUAUAUUGAUGAAAGAGAGACUAAAUUCAAAGACAAAAGGGAAAGGAAAAGAGUUUCUGAUGAAACUGAGGAUUAUUCUGACCUCAAACCCAGAAAUGCAAAAGAACCACGUGUGGAUCGAGAGAGAGCUUCAUCAGGAAGCCGCAAAGUUGAUGCACAAAUAGAUGGCAAUCGGUUUGAUCAUGCACACUCAGAUAAAGUUGAUUCUCAUAUCAGCAAUAGUAGACGAAAGGGUUCUCCAAGCUCCAAUCCUUAUGGGGCGAAGGAUCGAAGCAGGCAUAUACAGCGGCAGCAGGAAAGAGGGUCACCUUCUGGUGAAAGACUUCACGUUGGUACAACGUCUACUGGAGACCAUGGUGGCUUUUCGGGUCAUCGUAGCAGAGAUUCUGAGCCUCAAUCAUCGGCGAAGCAUAAAUUGAAUGAUGAUAUCCAUUCUUCUGAACUACUGGAAUCUGCUCCUGCAUCACAGAAUGACCAGACUCCUAGAUCGGAUACUCAUGCCUCACCUGUUCACUCGAUCGAAAAAUCACCAUCUACAAGUGAUUAUAGAUCAUCAGAUAGGAAUGAUCUGAGAAGUAGCCGUGAAAUUCAAAAAGCAGGGCAGAGGAAUGCCGCUUCCAAGGAUGCCAAAGAUUUUUCUUCGGAAGAUAGAGGCUUUGAGUUGCCAUCAGAAAAGUUAAUAAUGGAGAAUUAUUCUCGUACAGAUACUUACAGUAGGGAGCUAGCUUCUGGUGGCCAAUCAUCCUUCCAGAGAACUGGUCAUCAGCCGAGUCAUCUCCCCCCACCACCGCCUGUAAGGCAUGGAGUCGACAGUCCUUCAGUAUUGGGUUCUUACGAAGAUGAUGUUAGAGUUCAGGGUGGGGAUCGAAAAUCCGGUCGUUACAGAAGGAGUGCUGAUCCUGGCAUGGCAAGGGCACAUGGAAAUUCUUGGAAGGCAACAUCCACUUGGCCUUCUCCUGCUGCAAAUGGUUUCAUCCCACUCCAACCACCUCCAACUGGAUUUCAUCCCAAUGUCCAGCAGUUUCCAAAUCAGCCACUGUUUAGUGUUAGACCAUCCAUAGACUUGCACCAUUCUGGGGUUCCUUAUAACAAUUAUGAUGCUACAGACAGGUUUCCUGGACAUGUUCGUCCAUUUGGUUGGCACAAUCCAGUGGGUGAUUCUUGUCCUCCACACAUGCAAGUAUGGGAUGGAAAUAAUGGCAUGUUUCCUGAUGAAACCCACGUGUAUGGAAGGUCAGAAUGGGAUCAGAAUAGGCAUAUGAUUGAAAACAGAGGAUGGGAAUGGAAAGGCUCAGCAUGGGAACAUGAAUGUGGAAUUUCCUGCGCACAGAAAGAAUCUGAAUAUCCAGCACAUUCUCUAGGUGAGGAAACUUGGGUUGGUCAAUCUGGCAAUUGGCUUCCUAAUGACCAAACUGAACUAGAACGUGGCCAAUCUGAAGCUAUUGGAGGUAAGCAACAGAAUGGUACAUAUCCAAUAAAGACUUCUGUGGAUGCAGCACUAAAAGCAUUACCUGAAAGGAAAGCUGAAACUUUUAAGUUGCUCAGUGUCCCUCAGUCUUCUAAAACAUCAAAUGAGGAUACCAUGCGGCUAUGCCGCAGUUAUAUCGCCAAGCUGGACAUUUCAGCCAAUCUUACUUGCUCAGAACUGUAUGAGCAAUGUACAUCUCUAUUAGAAAAGAGGGAUGAAAUUAGUGAGAUCAAAGUUUUUAAGCAUUUACAGCCUGAGGAUUAUAGAGCUGCAGCAAAGACCCAAAAUUAUAUGCUAAAUGCAUUCUUCCCCAAGGUUCCAGAAACUAUUUGCCAGAGAGCCAUGUCACUGUAUAAGAAACAGAUUGAUGGUGCGAAGCUAAAGAAGCCUGUCGUUCCACUUGUCUUUUCAGCAGACAGUAAAGAUUCUGCUGAAGCUUCUGAUGCAGAGAAAGUUCCUGUUACUGAGAACGUUGAUGAGGGUGUUUGUAAUCAGAUCCCUCCUGAUGCAGAGAAAAUUCCUGUUACUGAGAAAGUUGAGGGUGUUUGUAAUCAGAACCAUCCUGAUGCAGAGAAAAUUCCUGUUACUGAGAAAAUUGAGGGUGUUUAUAAUCAGAUCUCUCCAACAGAGAAAAGCCCUGAUGUGGGCGAAACAAAUUCAGUAUUUAAUACGACAUUUUCUUCAGACACAAUAGAGGCGAGUACUCUUUCUGCUUGCGAGAUGAAAGAUGACAACAGUGCAAGUGCUGGUACUGAAGGUGAUUUUAUUGUUGUGGAUGCUAAUGAAGCAUUGGGUGUGAUAGUUGAUGGUGUCGAUGCUAAUGAACCCUCCAGCAUCAUAGGUGAUGCUGCCAAUGCUGAUGAACCAUCCAGCGUCAUAGGUGAUGCUGCCAAUGCUGAUGAACCAUCCACCGUCAUAGGUGAUGCUGCCGAUGCUAAUGAACCAUCUGGCAUCACAGGCGAUGCAGCGGAUGCUAAUGAACCAUCUGCUGUCUUUGGUGCUGCCAUCGAUGUUGAUGAACCGUCUGGUGCAAUAGGUGGUACUGUCGUUGUUGAUGAACCGUCUGGUGCAAUAGGUGGUACUGUCGUUGUUGAUGAACCGUCUGGUGCAAUAGGUGGUACUGUUGUUGCUGAUGAACCAUCUGGUGCAAUAGCUGAUACUGUCAUUACCGGUGAACCUUCUGGUGCAAUAGGUGAUGCACUCAACGCUGAAGAACGAUCUCGCGCCAUAGGUGAUGCUGUCAACGCUGAAGAACCAUCUCGCGCCAUAGGUGAUGCUAUCAACGCUGAUGAGCUAUCCAACAUCACAGGUGAGGCUGUCAAUGCUAAUGAACCGGCUGACAUCUUACCUGAUGCUGUUUAUGUAAAUGAACCAUCUGGCACCAUAGGUGAUGCUGUUGAUGCUAAUGAACUGGCCGAUACCGUUCCUGGUGCUGUUGAACCAUCUGGUGUCAAACCUGAUAUUGAUGAACCACUUCAGAGGGAAGGUUCAGAGUCAUGUGAAGUUUUAAUGCAGGAGUGUAGGGAAAUUUCUAAUAGGAUACAUGAUCCUCCUGAAAGUACACAUUGAACAAUAUCUAUUUAAAUGUUUUUCUAAAUGCCGGUUCUUUUAACAAUUUGUUCUUUACUAGCUUUAUUUAAGCUCUUGAUUUAUGCUUU